AUGGCGGGUGCCAAGACUGCUAUUAUAGUGGGCUCCCAUGCUGACAGGCCGUAUGGAGGGGGAGUGGUGGUUGGCCCAGGGUGUGUGCUGGGGUCGUCUCUCGCACGACUCUACCAGGGGACCUGCUGGGCCAGCACCUACAGCUCUGCCAGCGCCUGCUUCUGGGUCUGCUGUUCAGACUACUCCAUUGAGGACUGCAUAAAACUUGUUGUCAAUGCCCUGCUACGGGCCUCUAUAAAGACCACUUCACCUUUCUCCCAGACCCCCUCUGCUACAGCCAUUGUGAAGACCACCACUGUCUCUGCUGUCUCUCAGGGCACCGCCAGCUCUAAGCUGAGAGUUAAUUGGUGUGUGGACUAUCUGCUCAGGCAGACUGAGAAGGCCAUGCAGGACAUGAACCCUGACUCGGAGGAGACUGAUUUUGAGGACUAUGCAAUGGACCCCACAGUUGGUAGUCUUCUGGAUGACUUCACCACCACUACUGCUGACUUCUCUGCUGCAAUCCCCACCCAGGCCACUACAGUCCAACCUGCUUCCUCCAGUGCCAAGUCUGCCGCCACCAGUACCUGGCCUACUUCCCCCACAGCCCAGUCUGCUGCCAGUCAACUACCCUCAUGCAAAAAACUUGAUUGGUUUGAUCAGUAGCAACGCGUUACUAGUUUCCAUAUAGACUCUGCUGUACUCCAGCCCUUUUAAUCUUUCUAAAAUUAGGGUCUUGAUUCAAUCAGAUCGAGCGUUACCCCGCGGUUGCUCUUGUGUGUCACAAACCACUCCCUUCCUUCCCACUUGGCACACACUGGUUGAAUCAACGUUGUGUCCACAUCAAUUCAAUUAAAUUACGUUGAACCAACGUGGAAUAGACGUUGAAUCUGUGCCCAGUGGGUUAUUGCCCAGUGGGUUAUUAUUCCUACCGAGUUAGAAGUUCAAAACGAUGAUAUGGGGGGGGGGGGGGGGGG
Molecule: messenger RNA, 956 nt
Organism: Salvelinus fontinalis (brook trout)
Lineage: Eukaryota; Metazoa; Chordata; Actinopteri; Salmoniformes; Salmonidae
Exons: 4
Coding region: 1-645 (214 amino acids)
Source: RefSeq, a predicted model, not a curated record